AUUUUUUGGGCCGCAGCGCAGCCAUUUAUGUUGAUCGCGUUUUCGAAGUGGUAUUAAUAAAGAGAAUAAUUUUUCCCAGAAUGACUGACUCAAUGAAUUUUGGUCCCGAUUGGAUCCGUAACCUUUCUUCAGAAGGGACUUCUGGAGGAGGAACCAGUAGCGGUACUCGAUAUCAGCUUGCUGAUUAUCGAUACGGCAGAGAAGAGAUGUUGGCUUUAUUCGAAAGAAACAUAAAGCCGCCGGCCUGCCUUACGAAUUUCAAAAGUCUUUAUUCAGAGGCGUCACUUCCACCAUUGUCCUUAGUACCUCCCAGCGAAGAAGAGAGAAGUGGUUGGCAAGGCCGUCCAAUCAACUUGGGCGGACCUCCGAGAGGUAGAGGCGCUUUGGAAAGAGGCGGCCGUAUAAAUCGUGGUGCCAGAGGUGGGUACCAAUCCUACGGAAGACCAACCAACUACGAAGGAGGUUGGGGCAAUGGAGAACCCUCCGACUGGAGUCCCAGGAAGGAGUACAGUCCUAGGACAACCACCAUGGACAAUUGGAGAAGGUCCAGAAAUAAUGACGAGGAUGACGGAUGGAGGAUGUCAUCAGCUGGCAGGGGUAUGCAUGAAAAAUGGGGUCGUCAAACAAGUUGGAGAGGAGGUGAAGGAGAAGAAGAAAGAACUGGUCCACCAGAAAGGGGCGGUCGCCCAGGUGGGUGGCAAGAAACUAACAGAGGACCACUUUCAAGAAGAUCCUGGGACAAUGAGGAUCAUUUGCCUGAGUGGGCCAACGAGAAUCCUUUGGAAAGUGGCGGCUCGUUUGACGACCGGGGUGCCUUCCACGGUUCUGACGAUGAACAAGAAGGCAAAAAGGGCGCAGGCCUACACAAAUCCACUUCUCAGCAACAUAUAAGCCAUAAAUCACAUCCACCUUUACUUACCUCCAAGUCCACUUUGUCUUUGGUGAAGGAUAGUGAUCAGGAUUUAAGUAAUGAUAGGCCGAAUAGUUUAGAAACUGCGAAUCCGGAUAUUGAAAGGAAACUGUCUGCUCCGGAAGUAAUUGAUAAAUUAUCCAAAGAAGUUAUUAUUAAUAAUAGGGAUAGAGCCAAGUCUGAGGGACCUAUGAGGAAUGAGGAAUUACACGAGCUAAUAUUAGAACCCAAGGUUGAAGAAAACGAUUUUGAAAAACUCCAAGAAGAUUUUGUAUCAAAAUUGGUGGUGGAUGAAGAGCCUCGUAAACCGAAUGGUCAACAGCCAAACAGUUUUGAGAUGCCUGGCUUGGUACCACCGCCAAAUUUGCCGGUACCAGGUCAAGAUAAGUGGUUCUACCAGGAUCCACAAGGGCAAAUGCAAGGACCUUUCACAAACAUGGAAAUGUGCGAAUGGUCGAAAGCAGGCUACUUUGGCAAAGAUUUGAAAGUCAGAAGACAAUGCGACGAAAGAUUUUUUUUACUUGGCGAACUAACGGCUAUUUGUGGCAACACCAAUCCGUUCCAGACAAGUGUCAAAUUCCCAGUUCUUAAAAACGACAUAUCAAAAAUGCCAGAGGGCGAUCUACAGUUCCAAUUGCUGUCCCAAUUGGCGGCCUACAAACAAGCUCAGGCUCGAGUUAUGGCCGAUCCGUGGAGCGCUAUUGCGGUGCAACAGCAGGAACUUGCUGCUCAAAGACUGAUUAUGCAACAACAGCAAGAUAUGCAGUAUAUGCCGCCAGCGCCCCACCCAAAUCCUCUCAUGCAAAUGAUCAGUCAAAUGCAACAAGCCAAUAAAUUGUCAAAUCCAGGUUUAAUAGACAAACAACAACCACCCAAUAUGGAUCCUCACAUGCACAUGCACAUGAAUAAUUUCCUCUCCUUACAAAAUCGUAUACCCAUGCCUGGUCAAAUUUCAACCGGUUUGCCUUUACCGAACGAAAAUUUAGCCACAGGUAUGUCGAGUCUUCCAGGAGCUGCCGGUAUUCCCAUGCCAGGUUUGAACGUACCUAGGCCUUCUCCAGUCGAGCAUAACGAUAACGAUCCGAUUAGUAGUUUAUUGAAGCAGCUUCAGCAACAGAAACAGCAACAAGUUGAAUCAAUGUGGCAACAAAAUCAAUUUGGUGCGCAAAAUUCUAGUUCCACUCAGCAGCAACAGUGGCCCACCCAAGUACAACAACAACAGCAACCGUCUGAAGUACCUAUAUCUAUGUGGGAUAUUCAACAGAAUCAACCUGCAGCUCCAUCACAACCACCAAUAGAGUUGGUUCAACCUCAAGUGGAUUCUCUUGUAGUGAACGAAGAGGAGAAACUUAAAAAGAUUGAAAAAGUAAAAGAUAACAAACAGAAAGAGGAUGGGAAAGAAUUGAAAAAGAAAAAGAAAAUUGAGGAGGAACAGCAAAAGAAGGAUAUCGAGGAAAGGCGAAAGCAAGAGCAAAGAAAAUUGGAAUUGGACAAGAAAGCUGAAGUCGAAAGGAAAAGAAAGGAAGAAGAAAAAAUAAAAAAGGAAUUGGAAAAAGCUAAAAAAGAGGCCGAAGACAAACGCAUGAGGGAAUUGGAAGAAAAGAGACGGUUAAAAGAACAAAGGAAAUUAGAAGAAGAAGCUAAAAAACGUACAGACGAAGAACGUAGGAUACUUGAAGAAGACAGAAUACAACGUGAAAAAGAACAGAGAGACAGGGAAGAACGUCAAAAAGCAGAGGAAAGAAGGCAAGAACAAUUGUCAAUGGCAAAAGCUGCACCUUGGUCUCAAGCGAAUUCCACUUUCGGAAUGAGCUUGGCCGACAUACAAAAGGCGGAAAAAGAAAGGAAGGCGCAAGAAGCUGCUGCUUUACAAGCUCAAAGAAUCCAACUUGAAAAAGCAUUAUUGGUCCAACAACAACAGCAACAAAUGCUAGAAAAAUCCGGUUUCGGUUGGGCCAAAAAAACCAUAGAACCUCGUAAAGUGAAAUCCCUGGCCGAAAUCCAAGCUGAAGAGCAAGAAAGGCUGGCCAAAGAAACCGCAGAAGCUCGCUUAAAAAGAGAAAAAGAAGCUCGCGAAACGGCCCAGCACCACCAUCAAACCUCGAACUCGAUUUGGAGUGGGCAAAGCUUGACUUGGGCCAGCGCCUCGCAACCUUCUCAACCUCAGUGGUCCGAAUUUUGGGGGGCCGAGCCAAAAACCGCAAUAAAACCGUCCGUCGUAUCUAAGAGCAGUUCGAUGUCUACUAUUAAUUAUAGCGCUUCGAAACAGGCCCAACCUCAACCUCCUAAACCGCAACCUCAGCAACAACCAAAGGCCAAACCUAAAAAGGAAGAAGCCGGAAGCAAUAAAAAGAAUCAUAAUAAUAAUGUUGAAGAUGAUUUUACUAGUUGGUGUUUUAAGGCUUUGACUAAUAUUUCAAGUGAAGUUGAUGUUCCAACUUUUAUAUCCUUUUUAAAAGAUAUUGAGUCUGCCUUUGAGGUGCGGGAAUAUUGCAAAGAGUAUUUAGGGGAAAGUAACACCACUCAACAGUUUGCAAAUAACUUUCUAGAAAAACGACGUUCCUUUAAACCAAAACAGGCGCAUAAAGACGACAUGUGUUCGCCCGCACCUGCAAUUACCCCCCAUAUGCAUAACACAGCUGAAUUUCAAGAGGUGAAGGGCAAAAACAAGAAAAACAAAAAAUCCAAAAUGUUGAAAGUGGAUUCGCGUAUCUUAGGCUUCAAUGUGACUUCAGCUCCUGACAGAAUCAAUGUGGGUGAUCGAGAUUAUGGUGAUAAUUCGUAAAAAAAAAAUAAUUAAAAUAAGGAAUUUGCUACUUAUUAUUAGAAAAAUUAAAAAAAAAAAAACCCGGAAAGAAAAUAUAAUUUGUUAAACAAGUUGUACCUUUAAUAUUAUAUAUAUUAUAUUAACAAAUUGAAUGAUUUAUGAAUGCGUUUUUUGUCUAGUUUAAACAGUUAUACUUGCUUCAUUAUGUAAUUAUAUAUUUUUUUUUGUUUGUUUUCAAGAUUUACUGUUUAAAUUAAAUAUAUUAGUUUUA
This is a messenger RNA of Ceutorhynchus assimilis (cabbage seed weevil), 3948 nucleotides long. The record is from the annotation of a GenBank genome assembly. NCBI's taxonomy places the organism in Eukaryota, Metazoa, Arthropoda, Insecta, Coleoptera, Curculionidae.